Molecule: messenger RNA, 760 nt
Organism: Amphimedon queenslandica
Lineage: Eukaryota; Metazoa; Porifera; Demospongiae; Haplosclerida; Niphatidae
Exons: 6
Coding region: 110-562 (150 amino acids)
Biological process (GO): protein phosphorylation
Molecular function (GO): ATP binding; protein kinase activity
Source: RefSeq, a predicted model, not a curated record
UAUUUAGUUCCCAACUUCCCAUCCAAAGUCUCUACUUGAAAGGCCUGAUAAGCAAGUUGCUUUAGUUUUGAUUUGUUCUUAUAAUUGUGAGUAUAAGUGGAGCAGUCCAAUGGACAGAAAUUUUGAAAUACCAUCUUUUCCUGUUGCUUUUGUGAAUAAACCACUUCUUUAUGUGUGUGAGGCUUUUGUGAAUAAUGAUAUUAGAUGUGUGAGGACAUUUGAUGUCCAGUCUUCUCCAACAUUUGAUUCUCCAAGUAAUGUAACUUCAACUAAUGUUAAGGAUGCUUCAAAACAUAUUCAAAGAAGACCAGUGCGAACUAUCCAGAUGCCUAUCCCUUACUUUGCGUCACUGGAAUUUACAAAAGAUGAGAUAAUGCAAGCUACAAACAACCUUAAUAUUCCUUUGGGAAGUGGAGGUUUCGGUAAAGUUUUUCUUGCAGAGAACUUAAGAAGUAAGGGGACUAAGGCAGCAGUGAAAGUUCUCAAUUCAGAAGGAGCUCAGGCUUUGGUUGGUACUACACCUUCUACUCAGAUAAAGGCUGAGUUAUCUGCUCUUAUGUAAUUCAGACACCAGAAUGUGCUAGAUGUUAUGGGUUAUUGUUUUUGUGAAAACUUUCGAGCUUUGGUUUAUCAGUAUAUGUCUAAUGAUACAUUGUAUUCUUGAAUUCAUGAAGUUUGUAGUAUACAUGUAUGUACAUGUAUGUGUGAUUUAAAAUUUUUUAGCCUUCUAAGUUUUUAAACUGGCCAAUUAGGAAGUCUU